This is a messenger RNA of Zonotrichia leucophrys gambelii, 9020 nucleotides long. RefSeq names its product transcription factor Dp-2 (gene TFDP2). Gene Ontology annotation, molecular function: RNA polymerase II transcription regulatory region sequence-specific DNA binding; DNA-binding transcription factor activity, RNA polymerase II-specific. Lineage: Eukaryota; Metazoa; Chordata; Aves; Passeriformes; Passerellidae. The record is from RefSeq and is a predicted model, not a curated record. Gene Ontology annotation, biological process: regulation of cell cycle; regulation of transcription by RNA polymerase II. The transcript is spliced from 13 exons. Bases 280 to 1635 code for a protein of 451 amino acids. Gene Ontology annotation, cellular component: nucleus; transcription regulator complex.
UGCCGCCACGCACCGGGGGCCGCCCGGGGGUCCCGGCUCCGGGGCCUCCUCGCCAGCGGCGAGUGCGCGGCGCCGGCCCGGCCGAGAGGCGUCGUCGGCGCGACUGGAUCGCUCCUUGCCGCGGCGGCUGCCAAGGGACCGUCGCCGUCUCGUCGCCUCAGCGUCGCUGUCUGGGCCCAGCCCGCGCUGCCGCCCGCCUUACCUUCCGUCCCUGUUCGGGCCUGCGGGAUGUUCAUUUUAAAGAUUCUGUGAAGAUGAAAAGGGAUCUCUUAUGGCUUUAUGAAAUAUAGAGCAAUACUGUCUGACAUGACGGCAAAAAAUGUUGGUGUGACAUCCACAAAUGGAGACUUGAAAGGAUUUAUAGAUCAGAACCAGAGUCCAACAAAAGGUAAUAUUUCAGUAAUCACAUUGCCAGUUUCCAGCACCAACUCUCCCACUAAGAUUUUGCCAAAAACCUUGGGACCAAUCAAUGUGAAUGUUGGACCCCAAAUGAUCAUAAGCACCCCCCAAAGACUGGCCAGCUCAGGGAGUGUUCUGAUCGGGAGUCCGUACACCCCAGCUCCAACCAUGGUCACACAGACACACAUCACAGAGGCGUCUGCCUGGGGCCCAGGGGAGCGAAAACGGACUCAAGAAAUUAUAGAGUCAGAUUUUUCAGAAAGUAAGAGAAGCAAGAAAGGAGAUAAAAAUGGGAAGGGUCUGAGGCAUUUUUCAAUGAAAGUUUGUGAAAAAGUUCAACGUAAAGGAACAACUUCAUACAAUGAAGUCGCUGACGAGCUGGUAUCAGAAUUCACAAAUUCUAACAGCCACCUAGCAACAGAUUCACAGGCUUAUGAUCAGAAGAACAUUAGACGGAGAGUUUACGAUGCGCUCAACGUCCUGAUGGCAAUGAACAUCAUUUCAAAGGAGAAGAAGGAAAUCCGAUGGAUUGGCCUUCCCACAAACUCAGCUCAGGAAUGUCAGAAUCUGGAGAUAGAAAAGCAGAAGCGGAUUGAAAGGAUAAAACAGAAGCGAGCCCAACUGCAAGAACUGCUACUGCAGCAAAUAGCAUUUAAAAACUUGGUACAAAGAAAUCAGCAAAAUGAACAGCAGAAUCAAGGCCCUCCAUCUUUGACCUCCACAAUACAGCUGCCUUUCUUAAUAGUCAACACUAGCAAAAGAACAAUUAUAGACUGCAGCAUAUCAAGUGAUAAAUUUGAAUACCUCUUUAAUUUCGAUAAUACUUUUGAGAUCCAUGAUGACAGUGAGGUGCUGAAGAGAAUGGGAAUGUCCUUUGGGCUCGAAGCAGGCAAAUGCUCAGCUGAGGACCUGAGAACUGCAAAAUCACUGGUGCCAAAAGCUUUGGAAGGCUACAUCACAGAUAUGUCUGCGGGAUUUUCAUGGGUAAACCAAGGGUUAAUUUCAAGUUCAGCACAAGCAGUUUCCCAUUUUGAGGCAGCUGGAAGCACAUAUGAUGCUAAAUCAAGUGAGAAGGCAGGGUUGUGUGUGGAUGCUGAAGUGGCCUUAGCAACGGGGCAGCUGCUUGCCCCCAGCAGUCAGCAGUCCAGCAGUGCCGCGUCCCGGGGCGAGACGCCCUGCUCCUUCAACGAGGAGGACGAAGAGGAUGAAGAUGAGGAUUCUUCCUCCCCAGAAUGAGGACAGGAGAAAAUGGAAUAUACAAAAUGCUGCUCAAAUAUUCUUAAUGGGAGUUCCUGUUUGGAUUUUACUGGUUUCUUGCCUUGGUUUGCACUGUGUUUGGUGAACCAAAAUGGAAGCUUCAAAACAAGUUUAUCCAUAGCUGAAAUUGAAGAAUUGUGUAACUGAACACAGAGUGACGUGCAGAGACAGAGCAAAGUGGGUUUUAUAAACUAUAAAUGAGGAAAAGAACAAAGUCCCUGGAGAUCUGGCAAAGUAAACCUUAAGAUCAUCUUUUCCAUUUUGGGACUCGAGUAUCUGUCUUCCCCUUGUCUUUUUCAGAUGGAGGAGAAAACAGUCAGUCAGUAAAAGCUGAUUCUUGUAUUGUCUUUUGGCUGUUCUGCCUUUAGAAAAAGGGGGAGAGAGCACACACAAAUGUGCUAAAAUCAUAAUUUAAAACUAUCUUGUAUGAAAGUGGUUAUAGGGAAAAGGGACUGUUAAAAUGUUUGCUUUUUUUCUGUUCAACUUGCUGUAUAGAAGAUUCUUAAAGUAAUAUAAAUUGCAAGUGAUUAAAUGAAUCUUGAAAUAGUUUAUAUCCAUUUUAGAUACUCUAAAAGUAACAGGAAGCAUUAGUAUAAAAGGUUCAUAUGUUCAUUUAUAUUGCAGGCCUAAUUUAUUUUAAGUGAUUAUUCUUAGCCAUUAUUAAAACAGUCAGGAAAAAAAACAGUAUUCUCUGCACCAGCUUUUUUCAAGGAAAAUAAGUAAAAAAAUUGUGUUUCUAGAUUACAGCGUAUUCAGUGUAGUUUCUCCUUUAUUGUUCUAACUUUAUAUAAUCCCUUUGAAAUUAGAGCAUGUCUUGUUUUUUUAAAAAAGGCCUCCCACUAUGUUAAGGAUCUCAGGCAAUGUGUUUUCAAGGCAGUCUUUUCAAAUUUGAGGUGGGCAGGUCACAUAACUUUUAAAAUCAUAGGCUGAGGUUCUUAGGGAAAAAAAUUAAAUUUCAACAAUACAUUGUUUCAUGUUUUGCAUUCUGACAGACUUUCUUAUCGGUAACUUCAGUUGCACUCACCUUGAUGCACCUUUGAAAGUUGUGUCAAACCAUGUAAAAUACUCUGUGGCUCAAGUUACCCAGCACAUAUCCCAUGUGAACUGUUAAACUCAGACUUGCAGCAGGAGGCUGUGUUUUCCAUAGCUAACAUCACAUCCAAUCAUAAAGACCUUUUAAAAAACCCCCAAAACCUUGAAUAUCAAUGUAAAAUACACUGUAAAUGUGCUCUUCCCAUGGUGUUCCAGUGGCCAGGACUUUGCCCAGCUCUAAGGUAACUGUUGUUCAUGAGGUCAAUCUUGCCAGUUUUCCCAGUGCCUGCAGGGGCUGCCCCAUGUCCCAGCAGUCUGGGGCAGCUGUCCUGGCUCUGUUCUGCUCUGGGGGUGGGUGAGGUCCCUUGUGCUGCUGCUCACUGAGCAAUGGCAGCCGCUGCCCUGGGCUGCUGCAGCAUCGCUCUCACAGCCUGGGCUGUGUCCCCAGCAUCUUCUACAGCCAAACCUGCACUCACUCCAAAAGCACCAAGCCUGAGCUACAGAGACAAAAUGAGGCCCCAGCCCAAGAGCUGCCUGGCUGUGUGCAGGAGUUAGCCCAGGGCUGUCAGCCACAGGUGAAACUGUGAGGCAUAGACAAACACCGCCCACACGUUUCCAUUACAAACAGAAGCAUCCAGAUAGGAACUUCUCACAGACAGUUCAAACUCCUGCACCUGAGGAGUGCCUGAGGGCAGCACCAGUGCUAGCCAUGGCUUUGGACUGAGCUGUUUUACAAAUGAAUAGCAAAUGCACAAACUGAAAUGCCUGCUAUGGUACUCACCCUCGGGGCAAGACUGCCCAGCCCAUCCUGUGCUCGUGGCUCACAGGCAGCAGCAGACCGAGGGCUUCUCACCCCCUCACUUCCACCCAAUCUGUAACACUACCUCCAUACCAGAAGAGCUUUACAGACACAAAAAAGUAUUCCUGCUGAGAGAGUCAGUGCAUUGAGCCAAGUGGCUCAGGUACUUCACACCUACUAGUAUGGGAUUGUCAGCUUCAUGAUUGACAUUUCAUUUAAACAGAGCAUCACUUUCAUUGUUAAAAAACCCAUUGCUUUUUCAAAACUGCCCUGUCGGUAAGCUUUCAUUGGAAAGGACAUAUCAAAGGUAACUUACAUAUGCAUGAGCCUAAGGAAUUCUUUACAGGGAAAUAUCUUCCAGAGUAGUUGUACCACCCUCUCCCCAGCAAUACAUGAGGGACACAUUUUACUUUACACUUUCUUCACAUUUCCCACUCAAGAUUGAUGUAAAAAGAAAAAACAGCAAAACACUAAGCAGUUCCUGAAGAGCAGCACUUUGAACUAUAAGAACCUGGCAAAAAAAAAGGCUUCCAGCCCAGAAAUGGAAUGUAUUUUAUUAGCAGCCAGUCUGCUUUACAGGGGGAGGAAGAUCUUCAGUGACACCUUUCCUCCACUGAUGUCUGUGCCCUUCAGAGCUGCAGCCUGCACAGCUGCUUGCUUUCUGGCAAACAUCAAACUAUCACAUUUAAAGAUAAAAAAUAUGGGCACACAUAACAUUUAUUAGACAGUUGAACCAAGCCUUCAAAAGUUAUUUUUCCUGGACUAGUUGAAUACAAAGGACAAAACAAGUUAGAACAUUUAGAAGAGACUUCAAAAGUAAAUUCUUUCCUUGGGCUUCUUUGUACCAGUUGAGGAUGAAGUUCAACUGAAGCACUGCAGUCUUGUGGCCACACUAAAGUCUGGGAACUAGGAGAAUUUGGGACCUGAUCCAGCCACAGUCACCUGGGUAUGAUCUCAGGCAAACUUUUCAAUCAUUCCUGGUGAUCUUGGCUGCCAUAGUUAAAAAAGACACAAAAACCACAAACCAAAACAGGUAAAUGCAAGACCUCACCAAAGGCAGCUGCUGCAAUUGUGAGUACCAAGGGGCUUGAGAAUAUUAACAAACCACAGAGCUCUCACUGAGCUCAUGGCAGCGCUGCAACACACAGGCCCUGCCUCCUGCUGAGAGCCAGCAAACACUUUCCACAAUAAAAUGGUCCUGAGCAAGCCUGGUUUUCCCAUUUUCUAUUCAGUUCCACCAUCAUCUCCUGUCUCAUGCAAUACCCCUGACAUUCAUUGACAGGAAUCAAGCAGCAACUGGUACUAGGUUGUACUUCAUAUGAGAAAAAGUUAGCACUUAGAUUUUCAUUAUUAAAAUUUAUUUCAUUAUUCAAAUUUUCAUUAUCAAAUUUAUAUUUAAGGUAAAUUUAAGUGAUGUUUUUGUGUCUUGGAACACUCUCUAUUGGUUAUGCAUUCAGGAGGCACUUGACUGCAAGCAAUAUAGUGCUGUAUGUAAAUGCCUUUAUAGCUAUUGUGCACUAAACUUUAUUUCUGGACUAACUUCGUGGUGCUUGAAAAAUCUAAAUUUGAUUUAGAAAAACUUCUCAGCUCCACUACCUAGAUGAAAAACUAUGAGUGGGAGACAGCAUUUUUCCAUUAUGUGGAAAUAUAACAAAAUAUUUGUGGAUUUUGGUAUUUAAAAUUGUAUUAAAGUGCACCAAUUUUCACAUUUCCACACUGGAAUUAAUGCCAACUUAAUCUCAGAAAGGGUGUGUCUCUAGCAAAUAAGACCAGUUCAGCUGAAGGUAUGACUUCAACUAACACCAUAAACCCAGUAAAAGCCCUGUUGUAGGUGUUUCCAUUUUGGUUAGGGGGUUUUAAUUUUUAAACCACAGCUUGCAAAUACCCCUAAAUCCUUUUGAGUAGCUAGAAAUUGCUGAGGUUACAGAAUUCCCACAGAAGGGCUUCUGCUGAUCAACUAUGUCAGCCUGAAGUAAAUUAUGUAAAAAGGCCUAAUAACCAAAUUUUAAUCCUUUUGUUUUUUUAAAGAAAAAUGAGGCCUUCAUGUUCACACAUGAAAUGAUGCUUGAAUUUACAAUUCCACAGUUAAGGUUUAAAAUUUCAAGUGCUCUUUUUUUUUACCAAAUCCACUAUUUUAAUUCAAGAGUAUGGCUGAAACUUAACCACAUUUGAACUCUGGGCAAUACUCCUUUUUGUAGUUAACUGGACCUUUUCAGCUGAAAAUAAUCAGGCAGCUGAUGGUAAAGACUUUCCCUUCAGCAAGUUAAAGAUGUUUGGGGUUUGGAUUCAUUUAAAACCAAAGCCAGCACCACAGGGUAUGGUGUAGAGAAAACAAACCAAAGCAAGCUAUCUUCCUGCCUGACCCACCUCAUUUAUAUCUUUUCAUUCCAGGAAUCUCUCAUGGGCAUCAUUACAUUAAAUAACCAGAUGUAAUGGGCUGGGGAAAGACUAUGUGUGCUUUUUUAAUUUGUGAUUUAAAAAAUUCUGGUAGUAGCCAUACUUUGAGGUGACAGCCUUCUGCUGCACUGGGUCCCUGAGGCUGCAGGUGUCUCAGGUGCCUCUUGCAGCAUCGGUGAUGAACAGGGGAGGGAGAAGCCAAGGACCCAUUUAUGGAGGUUUGUUGUUUAAAAUGUGCCACUGCUUGAAUCCUGGCCUCUGUCUGCAAGCAAUGCACCAAUGAAUCAUUUGUGAUGUUGAGGACAUCACACACCUACCUGAGCACAUGAAAAACUCUAAAUACCUAAUUUUCUGCUGGCAGGUGUUCACACAACCCAAUCCUGAUACCAUAAAACAUCACGAAACUCAGUCCUUAGACUUAACAGAGUUCCCAAAUCAGAUUAUCUCUUUCCUGUUUAACUGUUAGGAUUUUGUCUGGUGAGUAUUUUUAAGAGGCUAUAACUCUCCUCUCCCCAGUCCAGGUAUAUUGCCAAAAACCACCCAUAAGCAAUGUUACUCCCAUUAGUUCAUUCCCUCUGCCAAGGAUUAUUGUCCUUGCAAGUCACUGCAGAGCUGUGUGUGCCAGAGCCCCUCAGCUCCUUCAGUGGGAGUGCCUGAGGGGGCAUCCCUGGCUCCCUCCCCAGCUGGCACUGAAGGGAGGGGAGGGAAUGCUCAGCACACACAGCAGCGUGCCAGGAACAGCUGCAAGGGCUGCUCAUCACAGCUGUACAGUCACUCUCCACCUUUGAUACACCUACCCUGUCUGCCCACCCACAGAUCAGACAAAACCAAAAUGUUCUCUUUUCUGCUUCCAGAUUUUUGAGAAUACUGAAGAAUCCAACAUUUAGGAUAUCCACCUAAACUGCAGGCCACCAAAAAUCCUUGCUCAAAAUUGGUCAGAAGUAACAUCUGAGAUCUAACCAUCCAAAUCCCAAGGGAAAGCCUCCUAGUUAGGACCAAUAUGGAGCAAAUAAAUACUUUUGCAUUUAUCUAAGAAGAAAAGCAGACUGACUGGUAGAGUUCAGUAUCUGUAACAAAGCCAUUAUAAUUCCAAGCAGACACAGGAACAUCCCAGAAGCACAAACUUGCAUCUCUAUGAUUAUUAGUCUUCUGUAUUGGCUAGAAAAGUGCAAUCACUUAAAUCUGAUUUCUCUAAAUGCCAUUCUUAAGCACUCAACAUUCUCCAGGCAUGGGUACUUUAGAAAUAUGGCCAGCAUGGGAUAGCAGGAUACAGCAAUGUCAAAUUUAAAGCCAGUUGUAGCUGCAAAUCAAACUCAUCUAUGCAGAAACUUUCCAAGACAAAUUGAGUUGGCUUUAGCCCAUUCUCCUCUCCAUGGGUGAAACACUUGUCCCUCACACUGCCUGGUUCCUGUGCUGCCCAUGCUGCCCACCCACACCAGCCAGGCAGCCAGAGAGGGAAGGACAUCACAUAUCCACAGCCCUUCCUGCUGACAUUUUCAGGUCACACACAACUAUUCUGAGUGCCCACAAAAGUUAAAACUAUCAGAAAAUGUAAAGUCCACAGAACCAGUCUCCAGGCUUUUUGAUGGGUUUGUUACAUUGCUAUCGUAAUUGCUUUAACAAUUCGUAGAUUUGGUCAUACUGAUGCAGGGAUGAAGUGGAUCUCCCGUAAUUUCCCCAGGAAAACACCAGCUGAAUCACAACCCAUCAUACGAGUUUCUGAAACAUUCCCUUGUCCCAAAGGCCAUGAGAAAUCCUUCAGAGAAGCAUAGGCAAGUGUUAUGACACUGUAUCUCCCAAGCACCUACUGUAAAACAAAUGAAUCCUGCUUUGAACAAGCCUGUGAGAAGCAGGAUGUGAGCCUGCCCUCGUUCCUCAGGCCCUGACUGCACAGCAUGCCCUGGCACCAAGGCACAAGCUUUGUGUUUGCACAUCUUACUGAGCAUCAGGAGAAACUGGCCAGCACCCACAGGCAGAGUUUUACAGCAGGACUUGUUGCUGCACCUGGGGCACGACCUGGCAGUGGAUGAGUCCUUGGCAAGGAGCAUUGCUGCUGAAUUCUGAACGCUCAUGUGCCAUCAGCCCGUGUUCUGAAGGUGCUACAACAUGCAGCAAGGGGCAGACAAGGCAGGUCUGGCCCUCCUCCCCACCCUUACAGUAGCACUUUUUAAUGUCCACUAUAUUCUACAUGGAAGUAAUUGUAGAGACACUUCCUUUUUAUAUUUAAAAUGCAGAAACCACUUGAAAGUCUAUUCACUUUUAAAUUAAACUUUUUUUUAAGAACAAGGCCAGUCAUGGACAAAGCUGUUUAAUGACCUCCAAUGCUGAACUGAAAGCAGGGUUUUGUAAACAUGGUGGGUGGGAAGAGACAAAUCCAAUUACAAGCAUGCUAAUUAUAUGGGAUUUGAAGUUUUAAUUAAUUUUUUUAAUCUACUCAUCUUGCUCUCCCAAGAUGUGUAUUGGCACAAAGGGUCACACAAACACUUUGGUGGAAAAAUUUUCUCCCAUUUCUUGUGCUAAGCUCUUGUAUCUUCAGGAAAGCUCAAGUUUCCCUUUCAUCUUCAUUUGCUGCAUAUUUUUGAAUUCUUCACAGAUUUCCCUCUUUCCAAAUACCUAUAAAUUAUAAACUAAAGUUUUAUUUUUGCAGAAAGUCUGCUAUUAAGCUAUGCUGAUUUUUUUGUCAUGAACAAAUAGUGUUAAUUUCCACUACCACAUUGUACGUGGCUAGGAGUAGUGUAAACAAAUGUGGUAGUAUUUUAUGUGCUUUAAACACUGACAAAGAUAUAAAGAAAAGUGCAUAUACAAAGUUUUACUUUCCUAAUAGGAACACUGGCAUUAGCAAAUAGUAUAUUUGAACCAAUAGGAAAUAUUACUUUGUAGUAGCAAACACUUUGUAAAUAAAUACUUGUUAUUUUUUUAAUGGAAAUUUUAUAGAAGCUUUUUCUGUAUACUCAAUUGAUCCCAUGUUUACUGAAAAUGCUGCAAGUGGGAAUUGUACAUUGUAAAUGGGGGUGGGGAGCAGACAGUCAGGCUGAGGUGAAAGCUGUGUAUGCUUUGGAGAAGAACAACCAGUUUUCUGUGAACUGAAAUGUAAACCUUAACUGUAGAAGAACUGAAUAAAAGAAUUUCAAGGCAA